AUGCCUGCAAAGAGCGUGCACCAGAAUGGCCUGGCCACGACGAAUGGCAGCACAGUGCCCGUCUUACCCCAGGUGAAAGAAGCCAUCCUCCAGCGUGUCCCUGUACCCGAACCAAACUUACCUACAAGCAUAUUGCGUGUUGUUAUCCUGCUCGUUUACUUUUGGACAUCUUCGAUCAUCAUAGGAACCACCCAAUACAUCGGGACGCCGCUCUAUCUGAUCAACAAAGACUACUACUACCGCUUCAUGGCCUUCACCAAACAGUGCAUGACGCUCUUAGUCUUAUCCAUGACCCAGUGGUGGACUACGACCACAAUCCAUGUUAGUGGCGACGAGAGCGUGCAAGACCAGAUCCACAGGCUUCCGGGUGGCCACUUGCAAUGCAACUUCGCUUCCCGCAUGGUUCUCAUCUCAAAUCACCAGCUUUACAACGACUGGAUCUACCUCUGGUGGACCGCUUACAUCAAUCGCCCUGUCAACCACGGCCAUGUCUAUAUCGUCCUCAAAGAAUCUAUCAUGUACAUUCCCCUCGUAGGUCUCGGUCUGCGCCUGGCCGGGUUCGUAUUCAUGUCUCGAAAUAUGAAGACUGACACCCCACGCCUCACCCGGCGACUCGGCCAAUUGACGAGACGGAGCAACGGCGGUAAAGGAGCGUUGCAGCCAAUGUGGCUGAUGAUGUUUCCCGAAGGCACUAAUUUGAGUAAGAAUGGGAGGGCGAAGAGCGUCAAGUGGGCCGAGAGGCAGGGCGAGAGGGAUCUGAAGUACACGCUCAUUCCGAGGAGUACAGGGACAUAUUUUUGCCUGAAAGCGUUGAAUGGGACGUUAGAGUGGGUGUAUGACUGUACUUUGGCUUAUGAUGGCGUCCCAGAAGGGCAAUACGGCCAAGACAUCUUCACGCUACGGUCCACGUACUUUGAGCGACAUCCUCAAGCGCCUAUCCAUAUGCAUUGGCGACGUUUCAAGGUGUCCGAAAUUCCGCUGGAAACUCUCGAGGAUUUCCAUGCGUGGUUGAUAGAGCGGUGGAAUGAGAAGGAGACUCUAUUACAAGAGCAUGCGAAAACGGGUCAAUUUCCGUCCUCGAUCAAUCAAGGCAAGUCCAUCACCACCGAGGUAAAACUGGACCGAUGGUGGGAGAUCUGGCAGCUCGGCGCAGUGCUAGCACCAUUACUCGCUGGAGUCUUUGCCGUCUCGAGAAUUUUCGGCCAGGUAAGGUCUAGGUGA
Messenger RNA from Letharia columbiana, 1221 nucleotides. RefSeq lists its product as uncharacterized. Gene Ontology annotation, molecular function: acyltransferase activity. NCBI's taxonomy places the organism in Eukaryota, Fungi, Ascomycota, Lecanoromycetes, Lecanorales, Parmeliaceae. Bases 1 to 1221 code for a protein of 406 amino acids. The record is from RefSeq and is a predicted model, not a curated record. Gene Ontology annotation, cellular component: endomembrane system. The transcript is spliced from 4 exons.